AUGAAGUCGGCCGCUAUUGCUCUCAGCCUCGGCGCCGUCGUCAAUGCUCUCACCAUCCGCGGCGGCGGCGGCAAUGGAUGCCAGUUCCACAUGACGGCCGGCGGCGACGUCGUCGGCUGUGUCGGCGAAAUCUCCUCCGGCCAGGUCCGCGCCGGCAACGGCGUGCAGUCCUCGACCUUUACCUUUCGACACGGCAAGAUUACCGACGACAAGGGCCGCGGCUGCUGGUGGACCCCCCCUACCGGUGUCCUCCAGUGCGACGAGGGCCAGACCCCCGACGGCGGCUUCUCCAUCGGCUGCGACGGCCGCGUCUCCUGGAACGGGCAGACGACCUUUUUCGAGUGCGCCACGGGCGAGGCCGGCCAGUGGAACGUCUACAACAAGCAGGACCAGGGCGCCAACUGCGGCGAGGUCACGCUCGUGUCCGACGGCUGCCACGCCGGGUGCCCACCGCCGCCGCCGCCGCCGCCCCCUCCUCCUCCUCCCGCCAAGACGUGCCCGACGGACCUGAGCGGGCCGUACGAGUUCCCGCACCUCAUCGUGCCUGUGGACAAGUCGCACCCGGACAGCGCGGCGGGCACUUCCUUUUUCGGCGUCGUCAACGGCGCCGUCUCGUCCAUCUUCGACUUUGACAUCCCCGGCGGCGACGCCGGCAACAAGUGCAGCCUCGUCUUCCUCUUCCCCAACCAGGCCGACCUGCAGACGUCGAGCUUCACCUUCUCGGGCGACGGCGUGCUCGACUUUGCCCGGCUCAGCGCGCCCGCCACCGCCGCCACCACGUACAACAACCAGCCCAGCAAGGCGGUCGACUACGGCCGCGUCACCGUCAGCCCCGGCCAUUCGUACAGCAUCGCCACGUUUGACUGCCCCGCGGGCCAGCGCGUCGCGUACGAGAUCUCGGCGGCCGGCAGCACCAGCUUUAGGUACUUCCAGGACUACAACCCCUCGCCUAUUGGUCUCUACAUUACCAAGUGCUAA
This is a messenger RNA of Cordyceps militaris CM01, 978 nucleotides long. RefSeq names its product GPI anchored cell wall protein, putative. The record is from RefSeq and is a predicted model, not a curated record. Bases 1 to 978 code for a protein of 325 amino acids. The transcript is spliced from 2 exons. Lineage: Eukaryota; Fungi; Ascomycota; Sordariomycetes; Hypocreales; Cordycipitaceae.